CAUGACCAAUAGUACCUCAAUGGCGUCACAGCCCGAAGAACUGUGCCUUGUCUGUCAGGAUAUCUCGACUGGCUAUCACUACGGCGUACCGUCAUGUAAUGGAUGCAAGACAUUCUUCCGGAGGACAAUUAUGAAAAAUCAAAACUUUGUGUGCCAGUACGAAGGGAAGUGCCCCGUAGAUAAAAGUAUUCGAUGUGCUUGUCGUCACUGCCGUUUUCAAAAAUGCCUUCAAGUUGGAAUGGACCGAAACGCUAUUCAACAAAAUCGUGAUCCUAUUGGCUAUACGAAACGGACACGGCGAUAUCCUCUCGUUAAAAGAGCCGAGAGUUCCGAGGAAUGUUCUCCGAAAAGCAGCGUAGUGAACCCGAACGAAUCGGCAGAGGACGCGUUUCUCAUGUAUCUGACUCGGGUUGAGGGAUUGGCUCAAACGUUACGGCUCAGUCGGUUCACCACCAGCAGCCAUCUCAUUGAAGCUGUCACCUCUCCGUGCCUUUUGGCCGACGAGAAUUUCAUGGCAUUAAACUCGGAAGUGGCACCGGAGCACACUUUUACUAAACUCACUUACGUCACUCAAUCGGAUUAUCAUUACUGGCAUGAGCGCGAUUGGUUUGUGAUGAUCGAAUGGGCCAAGUCGAUACCGGCAUACCAACAGCUGCCACUGCCUGACAAGUUGGCUCUUCUGAGACACUCCGCUAUUACGUAUCCCAGUUUGAUCCACACAUUUUUUUCUCCUGAUCACGGUCCUGACACCAUCGUUUUUCCGAAUGGAGCUUUCUUCGAUAGGACCAAUGAACCGCAAAGGCCAGUCGGAUUCAAUCGAAAGAAAUAUCAGAUGCUCGACCAAUUGUUGAAACCUAUGCGCGAGAUGGGGAUCGAUCUUACCGAAUUUGCCGCUUUCAAGACAAUAUUCUUUCUGAAUCCAGACGCCGACGAUGUCAGUGCGAUUUCCAAACCGAAACUAAGCGAAGGACGGAGUGCCAUUACGAAUGCCUUGUAUCGUUACAUAUUUGGCCGAUUACUGUUACUUGGGACAGUACUAGCGACAAUGGCCGUUGAAAUGAAAGAAGCUGUUUUGGUGGCGGAUUUCUUCGACCAAAUCAAGUUCACAACAUUUGCCAAGCAAUUACUCUUUGGAAUCAAGAACGAGUAA
Haemonchus placei is the source of this 1150-nucleotide messenger RNA. The record is from the annotation of a GenBank genome assembly. Lineage: Eukaryota; Metazoa; Nematoda; Chromadorea; Rhabditida; Trichostrongylidae.